Messenger RNA from Leopardus geoffroyi (Geoffroy's cat), 7663 nucleotides. It is a transcript of the gene LRRC40, whose product is annotated as leucine rich repeat containing 40. The coding region runs from base 111 to 1919 and encodes 602 amino acids. NCBI's taxonomy places the organism in Eukaryota, Metazoa, Chordata, Mammalia, Carnivora, Felidae. Gene Ontology annotation, molecular function: protein binding. The record is from RefSeq and is a predicted model, not a curated record. The transcript has 15 exons.
CACGAGCACAGCGCGCGGAGCGCGCGCUCUCGACAGGGGCGGGGUGACACGCGGGCGCCACCUUUAAGCGUCACGCGCGGGGCUCUGCCUCUGGACUUGAGGGUUUGAACAUGUCGCGCCUGAAGGGAGUGGCCGGGCGGGAUCCCCGAGUGGGUUUCAGAGCUGAGAGGAGAGACUGCGGUGCCUCGGUUCCCCAGGGGCUUUUAAAGGCAGCGAGGAAGAGCGGCCAGUUAAACCUGUCGGGUCGGAAUCUCAGUGAAGUACCUCAGUGUGUCUGGAGAAUAAAUGUGGAUAUCCCUGAGGAAGCUAAUCAGAAUCUUUCAUUCAGUGCUACUGAGCGAUGGUGGGAGCAGACGGAUUUGACCAAACUAAUCAUAUCCAACAAUAAACUUCAGUCACUUACAGAUGAUCUCCGACUGCUGCCUGCACUCACUGUUCUUGAUAUACAUGAUAAUCAGCUGACAUCCCUUCCUUCUGCUAUAAGAGAGUUAGAAAAUCUUCAGAAACUUAAUGUCAGCCAUAACAAACUGCAAAUACUCCCUGAAGAAAUUACAAAUCUGAGAAACCUGAAGGGCCUCUAUCUCCAGCAUAAUGAACUAACUUGCAUACCAGAGGGAUUUGAACAACUUAUCAACCUAGAAGACUUGGAUCUUUCCAAUAAUCGUCUUACAACUGUUCCUGCUAGUUUUUGUUCUCUGUCCAGUCUGGUGCGACUCAAUCUUUCCAGUAAUCAACUGAAGAGUUUGCCAGCAGAAAUAAGUGGAAUGAAAAGAUUAAAGCAUUUGGAUUGUAAUUCAAAUUUCUUAGAAACUAUACCUCCUGAAUUGGCUAACAUGGAGUCACUAGAAUUGCUCUAUUUGCGGAGGAAUAAAUUACGUUUUCUACCAGAAUUUCCUUCUUGUAGGUUAUUAAAGGAAUUACAUGUAGGUGAAAACCAGAUUGAAAUGUUAGGGCCAGAACAUCUUAAGCAUCUGAAUUCUAUCCUUGUGCUAGACCUGCGGGAUAAUAAGUUAAAAUCUGUUCCAGAUGAAAUUACACUACUACAGUCUUUGGAAAGGCUUGACCUAAGCAACAAUGAUAUCAGUAGUCUACCCUGUUCAUUGGGAAAACUUCAUUUGAAAUUUCUGGCACUAGAAGGAAAUCCUUUGAGAACGAUUCGAAGAGAAAUUAUAAAUAAAGGAACCCAAGAAGUCUUAAAAUAUCUGCGAAGCAAGAUUAAAGAUGAUGAACCUAGCCAAAGUGAUCCUGUUACUGAGACUGCCAUGACACUACCAAGUGAAUCCAGAGUCAAUGUACACGCUAUCGUCACAUUAAAAACACUAGACUAUAGUGAUAAACAAACAACUUUGAUUCCUGAUGAAGUAUUUGACGCAGUAAAAAGCAACAUUGUCACUUCUGUUAACUUCAGUAAGAAUCAGCUAUGUGAAAUUCCUAAAAGGAUUGUGGAACUGAAGGAAAUGGUUUCUGAUGUCAAUCUCAGUUUUAAUAGGCUUUCCUCCAUAUCCUUGGAUUUAUGCAUGCUUCAAAAAUUGACUUUUUUAGAUCUCAGGAACAAUUUUUUAAAUUCUUUGCCUGAAGAAAUGGAAUCACUGAUAAGACUACAAACAAUUAAUCUUUCCUUUAACAGGUUCAAAAUACUACCUGAAGUUCUGUAUCACAUCCCCACACUUGAAACAAUUUUGAUUAGUAACAAUCAGGUUGGAUCUGUGGACCCUCAGAAAAUGAAGGCAAUGGAAAAGCUGAUCACAUUGGACCUUCAAAAUAAUGACCUACUUCAGAUUCCACCAGAGCUUGGUAAUUGUGUGAACUUAAGAACAUUACUGCUAGAUGGAAAUCCAUUCCGUGUUCCUCGAGCAGCCAUAUUAAUGAAAGGAACAGCUGCUAUUCUGGAAUAUUUGAGAGACCGGAUUCCUACUUAAAUUGGAGUUGUUUUAUAAUCUUGCUCAUGUUCAUUCUUAGACUUCUUAACAUUGAUAAGUAAUGUUUUUCUAAGGUAUCGUGUGCAUUUAUAAUGGUGAUAACCACAUACAGUGUUAAUGCAUUUAUUCUGAUUGUUUUGCAUAAGAUUUAUCUUACUUUCAUUCCUUAUAAGAUAGCAGUUUCUUCAGAUGUGAAUUUUUAUUUAAUGUAGUUUAAUAUUUUUAUAAUGAUAAAGCAUUUUUGUAGAAGUGGGUUUUUUCUCCCCAUUUCUCAUUGUGUUACAUAUAAUGUGACCAAUGAAUUUGAAUAUGACCAUCUAAUUUCUACCUUUUUGUUAGAUAUAAAAUUGGAUUGAAUUUUAUUCAAAACUGUUCUUUGGUGUUUAAAAAAAUAAGACUUUUUCCUACCCAUGAUAAGACUUAAGACAUGUGAUACGGUUAGUCUUGGUAUAAAUUUUAAAUUAAUAUACACUGUCUUGUUUUUGUUUUAAUCUAGUUGAAAUGUUUCUUUUCUAGCCUUUUCCCCAUAUCUUAUGAAACCAUUUUGUCAGAAAUGCUACAUGAAGUGUAGUUACUGGUAGAGAAAACAGUAAAAGUGUUAUAAUUUUUCUCACAAUUUUGAAUUUAAACCUUGCAAUGAAAUGCAUGUAUUAAUAUACAAUAUGUCUAUUACUCUGUACUAAUAUAAUCUAGUACUUCUGGAUUCAAAAAAUUUAAAGAGAUUGGAUCUGCAUAUUUUUAUCUCCCAAGUAUGAGUGUUUAAAAAUAACUUUUGUUCUUUUUAAAGUCCUGAAGACCUUAUUUUAUUAAUUCUAUAGUUAUCAGCAGCAGAAAAUAACUAACAACAUAUACUGCAAUGAAAUCUUGACCUGUACUUUCUUAAAUACUUACUUAGGUAUUUGUACACAUAACCUACUCUUUUGGUGUGUUCUAACCCAACCUUGUGCAUUUUUUUUUAUUUCUAGAGCCUUACUUUUCAAAUUUGCUUCUAAUCUUCAUAAGACUGAACCUAUAGUUAAUGUGGUAAUUUUCUGAAAGGGAAUUUGUUAUAGGUUAACUUGAUUUAGUAAAAAAUAAAAUAUAAACAUUUUUAUUUACACCAAAAAUACCAGAAGUAGGCUGAUCAGUCAUUAUGAAACUUACCAUGUGAAUCUAUUAAGUAGCCAAUCAACAGAAUGUCUAUUAAUUUAUAUAGACAGGUAGGUAGGUAGCUAGCUAGCUUUUGAGUGAUUGUGGCAUGCUCAUAUUAUGGGAAACAAAACAAAACAAAACAUUGCCAAUAAGGAUAAAUAGCUACAUGUCCGUAAUAAAAGCUACAUUUUUCAAAUAUUGCUUAUAAUGAUUAUGUUUUUGGUUUAAAAGAAACAUGCCUUUUUCACACUACAACUCUGUGGCUAAGAAAUCAGCUUUGAUAUUAAACAAAAGACACUUUACAAUAAGGUGACAUUUUAUUAUUUAUACAAUAAAGAGACUUUUAUGUUAUUCAAAACACGUUUUUAAAUACUGAAAAAGUUGAGUACACCAAAGCCGAAAAAUGGCUCUGCUAUACACUGCACAGCAUUAUUUUAGUCCCUGUAUUUUGUAUCUGUACAGAAAGCAUCUUCAAAAUGCAUUCUAAUCACAUUGUACACCUUUACCAAUUAGUGUCAGUACAUAAAAUAAACUGGAGAAUACAGCUUGCAUUUGCAAAUUAACUGACAAAGUAAUUAAUUUCACUGAUUCAGUAAAUUUAAAAUAUAGAUUCAUAGGACUCCUUUGCACAUAAAAUGAAGCAGCUUUCAAGGUCAUUAUGGUCUUAUACUGCAAAAGAAAAAAACCAUUAAGUACAUUCACAAUCUAUGUUAAUAAAGUAGUAAAUAUGUCUUCAUUCAGUUUUUAUUUACAUCAAUAUGUAGUUCAACUAAAAAGUACUGUUAAUUGUGAUACAGUUUGUUAACACAUACAAAAAUGACAACUUUUUAUAUAUAAUUUAAGCUCAAAAUCACAAUUAUCUCAAAAUAUUAAUUACAAUACAGCCAUUUCAAUUAAACAUGUCAUGAUUUAAUUGUUUUUUAUAAAAUGGUAAAAUUUGUUAUUAAAGUAAGCAAUUUGUUUUGAAUUGGCUACAGUUCACCCAUGUAGAAAACCUUAAAUGUUAAGAGGUGUUUCCUGCCCCUCCCACCCGAAUUUGUAUACAGCCACCUAGCCUAGCAAAGAGACAGAAAAGGCCCCAAUUUAUAAAGAUUAAGCCUCUUUUGCUAUACUGCUGUGGCUUGUUGCUUCUUCCAUAAAAGCUUUACAAGGGGAGUGUUAAUAAACUAUGCAAUGAAAUGCAUGCAUUAAUAUACAAUAUGUCUAUGUAAAAUGUUAGUGUUUACCAGUGCACAUUAAAAUGUUCACAAAGACUGCAAAAGAAGUCAUAAAGAAGCAUUUAUAAAGAUCUACCAGUUGCAAACUGUGAACUUGAAAACUACUUGAUAACGUAAUGAAAUUUCUUUGAAAACAGAUCCCAAUUCUCUGGCUAAAGGAAUUCUAGUUACUUGGCCUUAAGAUGUCACUGUUGUGCUGCACAUAUGGUAGUGAAGUCAGAUGUUGAAAAAGAAUGAGUCUAGAGACUGUCUUCCUCUUACUAAAAUAGUGGCCCAGUGUUGCAUCACUGCAUAGGAAUUUUUCUUAAACCUACGGAAGAGUGAAAUAUUUCACUAGCUGAUUAUAUGCUCUCAAAGGAAAAAUGGACAGUUUAUAUGUGUGUGCAUGUGUUUAGCAUAUGGAAAAAUAUUAAUAUAAAUAGGUGGAAUUAGAACUUUUUUAUAUAGUAAUAAAAGGAUUGUGUCCCUCCAAGUAACUAAGGUCCAAAGUAAUCAAUUGUCAAGUAGUUUAGGAAUGAAAGAAUAAUUUUCAUGGGUACUUAAAAUUCUAAAAACCUGCAUCUAGUAUCCUUUUACUUAUAAUUCUUUACAGACCAAUUAAAAGUCUAGCACUGUCUAUUUAGAAUUGCUGCUGUUAAUAUUUCUUUUCUGAGUAGAAAGAGACCAUAGUUCACCUUAUGUUUUACUUAUAUGCAGCUGGGUGGGGAGGGUGCCCUUAGGUGGUUAUACAGUGGGAAAAUGAAACUAUAGUACUUGCAGCCUUACUUUUGCAAGGUUAUUUGAGAUGGUCUUUGAAAUUUGCAAACAAUUUGGUAGAUUCACCUCUGAUUUUUUAACUAGGAAAAAAUUGCUCUUUUAUAUGAGGACAGUGCCAUUGUCCUUAAGCUUCCUUUAGUCCCUUCUCUAUGCUGAGUACAAAGAGAAACUUGACUGGCUUUGAGACAAAAAUAUCCAGCUUAUCUGCCUAUCAAUUAUCUUUCAAACAGAAAACAGUAAGGCUUGUUUUCAAGGAGAAAAAUGUAGUUGAAGGUGUUAAAGGGAAAUACCUAAACAUCAUAAAGUGGUAUAAAACAUUUAUUGCAUUCCAUUGACACUAGGUGUCAUCAAAGCUAAAACCAAAUUACCAGAGUAAAACUUAACAGACAACACUACUCACUGCCCUGAACAGAUGCCUUUUCCACAUUCAAGACCAGUAAGAGUCCUCUGCAAGGAAAGACUACAAGUAUUGAAUAUGGAAUUGAUUCUGGCACUACAUUCUGAAAACUAAUGAUCAUUCUAACAAAUAUGGAACUGUUUUAUGUUCUAUCUGCCUGAGACUUGCAACUUGGUUUUCCUGUGGACUUUCCAAAAAAUUACAUAAGAUUUCCUGACUAAAUAAGAGAUGUUCUUUAGUAGAGUGCUGGGGAAGGGGAAGAGAGAUGGAAAGAUACAAAGAGUUAUAAUAUGAUUGCUUUUGUCCAUUCAUCAAACACCUUCAUUAAUCUAGCUAUCAUAAAAGUCAGUUGACCUGCAUACCUGGGCAUUAAUCUCAUUGCUUGACCUGUGCAAAACAAGUGUGCAAAGAAAAACACCUACAUAUGUGUGUCUAUACAAAGACACAAAACCUGAGUCACAAUAAAAAGUUUUUAAUGUAAGAAAACUUUUCUUAAUGUAGGAAAAUAACCUUUAAAGGGCCAAAAAUACCUUUGUACAAUAUUAUCAGCUGACUUGAAAACUUCAAUGUGCUUAAGUAUCACAUAUUUUAUAAGACCCAACGAAAAAAGAGAUCACUUACAUUUGAUAAUUUUCUUAAGUAUAGAUACCCACAUUUUUACUUCUAACAUCUAUUUUCAUUCCCCUGAAUUCAUUAACUUUUCAAAAAAUAAAUAAAAAGCACAUUCAGCAUGAGGACUGUUUAAUUUCUGAUGAACAGUUCCUGAUUUUUUUCUAAAUAUUGAGGACAUAGGAGAUUUGGGGUUGUUAGGCGUAUAACUAACUGCCAAGCCACAAUGGAAUUCUAAAAUUCAAAACAAAAUAUAAUCUGUUAUUAAGAGAAACAUUACUUGGAAAAAUAUUUUGUAGAUGCAGUUGGGCCAAAGUCUGCGUAAAGCUAUUCUCUCAUUUGCAGGCUCCCUCCCUUUCUGCAGACAGCUCAAAAACUCCUUUUUUCUCUAUGCUCCAUUUCCUUAUCUUUCAAUGGUUUUCUUACCUUUUCCCUACUCGAACCCUGAAUUGUGCCAGCUGAAGCUCCCUUGCCCACAUUCAGCCACCAGUUACAAUGUUUUCUUUACUCAUCUACAUCUUUGUUAUCUCUUCCUCUUCCUCAGGAGCUCCGUUCUCUGGGAUGACUCCUUGGCUUCCCUUCAUGUGCCACUAACUAGUCAGUUAGGAGAAAAUCUGUUUAAAUGUCCCCAUCCCUAACAUUAGACACUGACCUAAGGCUCGAUUCAGGACAUACUUAUUCCCUGGUCUGUAUACAUCUUAGAUGCAUACUGAGGAUAUUUUUUAGAAAAAUGAGUGCAAGUUGCUUCUCCCAUGUUGCCUCCAAAUGGCCACUGCCAUCAACUAUACAUUUAUGUCAGUUAAAUUACUGGCACUUAGAAGAGGAAGCCAUCUGAACAAAAGGUUCAAUCCUUGCAUCUGUAGUUGGUUGGGGGGGGGUGCUUUGAAUACUCGUAUCAAAAGGUGAAGGGAUUCUGGGCCGUGGGUCUGGUUUGGGGAUAGGUGGGAAAUAAAUGCAGUAGGGUAAGGGAUUAGAGGCAUUAGCCUAGGGAACUGUAGUCUCUUCCUGCCUUUUAGUAUGACACUUGCCCAAGGAUCACUAGAAGGAUUUUGUAUUGUGUGGAAGGCUAAAAGCAGAGUCACACUUUCUCUGCCAAUAGACUCGUUACCAUGGGAACUAAUGCAGAAAAAUGAAAAUAUGACAAGGAGCCGAGGAUUAAAUGUGGAGAAAAUUGAUAGGGAGUUGGUUUCUACAUGGCAAUUUGAGCACUGGGGAUUUAAAGAAACAGGACGUUCCUCGGGUGGCCAGACCAAUGAAAAUGGACAAAAUGCCUUGUUGGUAGCUGAUCCUGGAGGCUGAGAUGUGGGGAAUGCGGGGGAGAAGGCAGUAAGCAUGUUGUAGUUUGGACAAGGGGGACUCAAAUCCAGUCCCAUCCCUGGUGAGGUUAAACUCGUCAGUCCAAAUGUCAAGUUAACCAUAUGAUCAAAGCUGCCCUCAUGCUUAACCUGAAAAAUAAAAGCAGACUGCCAUAACAAUUUUCUUCUUGCCUUUCCAAAGCCAGGACAAUCUACCUGACGAAAGUAUUGCACACCUAAUAUAUUAUUGCUUGAAACACAUUCCUGAAUAUUAAAAAAAAAAAAAAAUCACAACUUUAAAUUUGUGGUUGCCAUCCCCCAACAAGCAGCUACUGUAAC